This is a messenger RNA of Dioscorea cayenensis subsp. rotundata (Guinea yam), 2319 nucleotides long. RefSeq names its product GDSL esterase/lipase At4g16230-like. Bases 403 to 1518 code for a protein of 371 amino acids. The record is from RefSeq and is a predicted model, not a curated record. NCBI's taxonomy places the organism in Eukaryota, Viridiplantae, Streptophyta, Magnoliopsida, Dioscoreales, Dioscoreaceae. The transcript has 5 exons. Gene Ontology annotation, molecular function: hydrolase activity, acting on ester bonds.
AAGUUGGCAAACUCUUUUUGAUGAAACCAUGAAGAUCAAUAGCACAAACCUCAUUAUCUCUACAGCAAUUCUUGACAAGUUGGUUGGUAUGGUGCUUGUUUUCACUCCUCAUUCAAUGCCUUCUGCUCCCUAUGAAGAUAAUGGAGAGGUUGUUAAUAUUUUUGUACAAUUGUAGUGUUAUUUGGGCUUGUUUAUGGUUGUUUGUUGGAUCAAUCAUCAAUGAAGUUCCUAUGCUUUGAUAGCAUGCAAACUAUUUGUAGAAAUGUCUAUGAGAGCUCAAAGUUGUGAUCUUAAUUGGUUGUUUUAGUUCUUUUCUAAGUUUUCACACUUUUAGUUUGGUUCAACUGUGAGUAUAGAGUUUAGUGCAGUACUUUUGGUGAGACCUGCAACUCACAUUGUUCAAUGUAUUCAGUGAUGAGGAUGUUAUCCAAAUUUCUUUUCACAUUUUCAGUUUGUUUAUUGAUGAGUUUUGGCUCAGGAAGUAGUAGUACACUUAAUGCUUCCUUCAUUUUUGGUGAUUCAUUGGUUGAUGGUGGAAAUAAUGAUUACCUUCUUACUCUAUCUAAAGCUAAUUAUCCUCCAUUUGGGAUUGAUCUCUCGCCUCAUCGGCAACCAACCGGCCGCUUUACCAAUGGAAGAACAAUAGCUGAUAUUUUAGGUCAAGAAGUAGGAUUGAAGAAUUGGGUGCCUCCUUAUUUAGAUCCUAGUGCUACUGGACCUGCAGUUCUGCAAGGUGUCAAUUAUGCUUCUGGAGGAGGAGGACUUCUCAAGAAGACCGGGAAAUUUUUCGGUGCAAGUCUCAAUCUCUACACUCAGAUAGAUUGCUAUUCGAAAACCAGGCAAGAUAUAAUCUCAAGCGUCGGAAGAACAGCAGCUUUAAGACUUCUCAGAAAGGAAGCUCUCUUCUCUGUCACAAUUGGAUCCAAUGACUUUAUAAACAACUACUUGAUUCCAAUUCUCUCAGUUCCUAAAAGAGCUGUAAUUUCUCCGGAAAUGUUUGUGGAAUCCUUGAUCUCCAGUUACAGACAGCAACUAAAAAGAUUGUAUUACUUGGAUGCUAGGAAGAUCCUUGUCGUAAAUGUCGGACCUAUAGGCUGUAUCCCAUACAUGAGAGAACAAAGUCUAUCCUCAAGCACCAAGUGUUUCGACUUAGCGAAUCAGUUGGCCGAAAACUUCAACAGUAGGUUGAAGGAUCUUGUGCAGGAGCUGAGCUCGAGUCUUGAUGGAUCAAUCUUUGUAUACGCUAAUGUCAACAGUAUUGUAUCAGAUAUCAUUCAAAACUAUAGACACUACGGUUUUGAGGUUGCUGAUUCGGCAUGUUGUCGCACUGCAGGAAGAUAUGGAGGUCUGAUACCAUGUUGCCCGAAAGCCAAAAUCUGUUUGGAUAGAACAAAAUAUGUGUUCUGGGAUCCAUAUCACCCAACUGAAACUACAAAUAUUAUCAUAGCUAAACAAUUGCUUGAUGGUAACUCAAAUGUCAUCUUUCCGAUGAAUAUCCGUGAGCUUUCCCAAGCUUGAGAUUAUUCUAUUGAAUUCAUUGUUAUACACAUUGAUAAUGUUACUGCAUUAAUCCUAAUAUUUCAGUUUCUCAGUUAGAACACAUUGAUGUAUUUCUGUGUGUAUUUGUGAUGCCAUAAUUAAUAUAAGGAGGUGGUGUUUAUCAUCUUGUGCUUCUGUUUUACUGCAUUUACACCUUAAGUUUUAAAGGAUUGAAAAUGUGAAAGCUCUAUAAAAACUUAGAACUCUCUUGAAUGAGCAUCAAAACUUCUCAAGGAGAUGUAAACAGGACAGCAACCAGGUAUGCUCUUGUUCUUUUUUCUGAAACUCAUAACUUGAUACUCAUGUUCCAAUAUGUUAUAGAUGAUGAAAAGACAAACCUUUUCUCAUUAAUGCAUUAAUCAGUACAGUAUGGACAUUGGGAUAGUACAUCCUCUUCAAACAGUUGAGUUAGUCAUUCAAUGAAUGCAUUAUCAUCUCAAACAAGCUGGAAUUACUGGUGCUAAAGUGGAUUUCAUUAAUGUGAGUUUUAGUACUUCCUUUCACUCUUUAUAUCUAUAGCACAUACAAGUAACAUCUUAAUUAAUAUAUUGCUUUGCAGACAUUAGAGUAUUUUUUAGAGGAAUAUGAAGAUAGAGUGGAGCUUGCAAAGGCAUACUACAAAAGGACUAGAUGAGUCCAUAGUAAAGAACUUCAAUGGAAAUGGAAAUGGGAUGGGAUCAUUGCUAUAGCAUGCAACAAUUCAAUGACUUCUUUUUCUUGAGAACUAGGCAGAUACUCCUUCGGUUCAUUUUUGCUUGUAAUAUUUUAUAAUUUUUUAUA